AUAUAUGAGGAUGAUGGUGUUUUACAUUUCUCUGCUCUACUCCCUAAGUCUGGCAUUGGGGGACCCAUCUGGAUGCAUCCGAGUGAAUCCAUGCAAGUGCCUGAUGAAGGACGGAUCUGGGGUCAUAGACCUGGCUGCCCUCGGAGACUCAGAGGGCUUCCUAGUUAGGGAGAUGAAGGUGCAGAGGGAUGUAGGGGGUAUCGUGAUGGAACAGUGGGUCACUUUCAGCCCUUGUCUCCCCUUCAGCGAACCUGCUGCUCUUGUGAACUGCUCGCACGUGGCUGUCUGUGUCGUAACCAGGGAUUCUCUGAACCCAAGGCAAGCACUCCUUUACACCGGAUAUGGGCAGCACGAGGGUAAUGAAUUCAUGUACAGUAAUGAGAGCAGAAUCCUGUCUGUGACCUAUCAAGCCAUACCUGGUAGCCAUUUUAGGAGCACGGUGCACUUUAAUUGUAGCACAACAACUUCUGUCACCUUCCCCUCCACGACAGAAAGUCCAGAUAGGCUGGAGAUGUUUGUGCACAGCCCUUGCGUGUGUCCUGGCAGGUUUCCAACCCAAGAUGUCGGCCCCGGGACCAUCAUACUUAUUAUGUUUGCUGUGUCUGCCCUGUUGUAUUUUACAUUCGGUACCUGCUCUCUACGUUCCACUGAAACCUACGAAGGAGUCCAGAUUAUCCCGGAGCCCCAGCUCUGGUGCUCGAUCUGCUUCCAGCUCUGGAGAAAGAAAGAUCCCAGAAAGACUUAUUCUUACACUCUUUAACAACAAGAAGCAAGAAUUCCUACCCCUGAGCUGCUUUGCCCUGCAUUUUUAUUGGCUGCUCUCUUACCAAUAACAGGUGGUCUGCUGGGGUACAUCUGGGCCUCAUACUCUGCCCCUCAGUCUGUUAUUCACUGUAUGAAAUAGUGCCAUUUAUAGUAUCCCUGUGCAUUGUGUACGCGUAAAUGCAGGUAUUGGACCCUUUAUCCAGAAUGCUCAGGACUUGAGGUUUUCCUGAAUAAGGAAUUGUUCUGUACUUUGAAUCUCUGUACUUCAAGUCUACUAAAAAAACAUUAACCCAAUAGGAUUGCUUUUCCUCCAAUAAGGA
Messenger RNA from Xenopus tropicalis (tropical clawed frog), 1085 nucleotides. RefSeq lists its product as uncharacterized. The record is from RefSeq and is a predicted model, not a curated record. The coding region runs from base 5 to 760 and encodes 251 amino acids. Gene Ontology annotation, cellular component: endomembrane system. The transcript has 4 exons. NCBI's taxonomy places the organism in Eukaryota, Metazoa, Chordata, Amphibia, Anura, Pipidae.